CGCAGGCGGCGGCCGAGGGGAGGGCGGCAGGCGUCACCUGGGACCCAGAAGCAGAUGAUCCUCUUCCUAAUGUCAAAAGGUCAGUAGUAGCUUAAUGCUACAUUACGGCGCCGAGGUCAUUCACCUCGCUUCAUCUCAUCAUGUAGGCAUUUUCUCAUCUCACGUCAUCACAAGAAGAAGGGAGAGAAAAUGACUGCUGGCUCAGUGUGUGUCCCUCAGAUCAUACCAUUGCGAGUGCCUCUGCCUGGAAAAGCCAACCAUGAAAUUGAUAACAACACACUUUUGGAAAUGAAAUCCGACACCCCAGAUGUCAAGAUAUAUUAUACCCUGGAUGGCAGCAAACCUGAAUUUCUAAAGAAGAUUGGUUAUGGUGAAAAUAAUACAUUUAAGUAUACGAAGCCUAUUACUCUGCCUGAUGGAAAAAUACAAAUUAAAGCUGUCGCAGUCUCUAAGGACUGCAGACAGAGUGGCAUUGUAACGAAGGUGUUUCAGGUGGGCUGCGAACCACCAAAUACAGUCUCUUCAGACAACCAUGUUGAAAAUGGUCUCAAAGAUUCUUCAAAGCAGGAAUUAAAAAAUGGAUUUGUUGGAUCAAAACUAUGGAAGAAAUGUAAGAAUGCUGAAAAUAAACAGGAUUGGAAUGUUAACCUUAGAAAGUCUGCAGACUUUGAGGUAGGUGAAAGAACUGACUCUAAAACGUGGAAAGAUCUUCGCUUCUCAGAGAGUCCACUGGAAAUCCCACCUUACCAUGAAGAAUCAGGUUCUAGACCACCCACCUGGCAGUCUCAGUUCCCUAGUUUUGCACACAUAACUGGCCAGAAGAGUUUGACAAGCACAGAGAUCAUGAGAAUUCAAAGAAAGACAGACUUUCUCAAGUGUGCGCAGUGCCUGGCCCCUCGUCCAUCUGACCCCUUUGCUCGCUUCUGUCAAGAAUGUGGCUCUCCUGUCCCACCCAUAUUUGGCUGUCGUCUCCCACCCCCAGAAGGAGCUCAGAUGGGCUUAUGUGCAGAGUGUGGAAGCAUGGUGCCCACGAACACUCCCAUCUGUGUGGUGUGUGAGGCCUCCCUUACCUUGCAGCUGCAGCCACAGGCCAGCUUCCACUUGAAGGAGAAAGUAGUCUGCCACACCUGUGGCACAGGGAAUCCAGCUCACUUGAAAUACUGUGUCACCUGUGAGGGGGCCCUGCCUUCAUCACAGCAGAAAGCGGAGACCAUUUCCUGCUCCAAGUAUGGUCAUAGGAACCGCCGGGAGACUUACUUCUGUGACUCGUGUGAAGCCACGCUGGGCAUUUCUGCUUGCUAUUCUGUUUGCCCUAAAUGUGGGGCCAGCAAUCACCCAUCUGCCCGAUUCUGUGGUUCCUGUGGUAUUUAUGUAAAGUCCUUGGGAAGACUUAGCCUGGACAAUAGCCUGGAUCUAGCUGCUGGAGAACUUGGCCCUUUUGCUGAGCCCCAAUCUGCCUGGCAGUCCCCAAGGGUUCCUUUAUCCAGACCUAAUCCUGGGACUUGGAAGAACGUGAGCACACAGACUACUGGACUGUUCUACCCAUCUGGCACUCUGCUAGCCAAAAAGGAACUGGAAAUGGCUUCUCAGAAGCAGAGGCAGGAGAAAAUGAGUGACCAUAAACCUCUCCUCACAGCCGUCAGCCCAGGAAGAGGAUACUGGAGAAAACAGUUGGAUCAUAUCUCUGCCCACCUCAGGUCUUAUGCUCAGAACAACCCUGAAUUCCGGGCCUUGAUUGCAGAACCCAGAAUGGGAAAGCUUAUCUCUGCUACUGUCCACGAAGAUGGCUAUGAAGUUAGCAUCCGGCUGAAUUAUAUUCAAGUAUCAAACAAGAACCUUUACCUCAGCAAGCCGGUGGAUUUCAGCAACCACUUUCUGAGCGGUGUCACCGAGGAUGGUGAUGGGCCAUUUGGCAGCAGGUCCAGCUUGGUAAGUGACUACAGCCAGAGCACCUCAGAUACCACUGAAAAAGUCAAGAGGACAAAGAAUUUCAAGACCAAAAAAUUUCAAGAAAAGGAGCAGCUCACACCCAAAAACAGGCUCCUGCUGAAGGAAGUCGGACCCACAGGGGAAGGGAGAGUCUCUGUGAUUGAACAGCUGCUGGAUGAGGGAGCAGAUCCCAACUGCAGGGAUGGCGAAGAGCGACCCGUUAUAAUCGUGGCUGUCGUGAAUAAGCACCAUGAAGUGAUUCCGGUUCUCGUGCAGAGAGGAGCAGACACCGAGCAGCAGUGGGGCCUGCUCCAGAAUACAGCUCUUCAUGAAGCAGCUCUGCUUGGCCUAGCAGGAAGAGAGUGCGUCACUGCUUUACUGAGAUGCAAUGCAAGCGUCCAAAAGAAGAACACGAAUGGCCAGACGGCGUAUGACCUGGCUUUGAAAAUGGGAGAUGAUGUCAUCACCUCGCUCUUUGCUGCUAAGCUCGGCCUGGACGAUUCUUAGACCCAGGGGCCUGCACAGGACCUAAUUGCAAGAAACCACCCAGUUCUGGCUGUUCUUUCUUUCUUUCUGAGAUGUGUAUUUGCAGUUUGAGAAUUAAGGUUGAGAGGAACUCAUAUAAGAUUUUUUUUUUCAAUAUGACACUGUAUGCCACCAUGUAUGCAUUUCCCAGUAUACUGUGGAUAGUAACGAACUUAAUGUUUAUUUGUUUUUUUAAGGGUUUGUUGCUGCUUAUUUUAGAAUUUUCUUUUAUUUUUCAGGGGGUGCCUGGGUGGCACAGUCAGUUAAGCUGCUGACUCUUGGUUUGGGGUCAGGUUGUGAUCUUAGGAUCCAGAGAUUGAGCCCUGUGUCAAGCUCCACACUCAGUGUAGAGUCUACUUAAAAUAUUCUCCCUCUCCUCUGCCUCUCUCCCUGCACUCGUCCAAGCGUGUGCACUCUCUCUCUCUCAAAUAAAUAAGUAAAUCUUUAAAAAAAAUUUAAAAAUAAAUUUAUUUUUCAGUAGACAAUAAUUGCACAUGGCUCAAAGCUAAAAAGUAUGAAAUGUUAUGUAGUAAAAACUCUGCCAUCCUUGUCCCACAGCCACCCACAUCCCCUCCUCAGAGGCACCAACGAUACCAGUGUCAUCUGUGUCUUUCCAGAAAUAGUAUAGGAUUAUAUAAGCCCAUGUAUAUAAUAUAUGCAUCUGUACAUAUAGGGUAUACAUAAAAUACAAACAUAGAUAACGGAUAUAUUCUUUGCCCUCUUUAAGACAAGUACUAGCAAACCACACACUUAUCCGAUGUUUUGCAUCUUGUUCUUUUCCUUAAUGUAUCUCGUAGGUGGUUCCAAAUUAGUACCUAAAGAUUAAGUUUAUUUUAAAAAUGUUGUCUCUGAUGUUGAGUUCAUCAAUAUUCCUACUGUUGUGGUUUGUUCUUUGGUUGACAAACAAGCUUUGAUUUCGCCAUCUGCAGGAAUGUGUAAUUCUGACUUCUUUUUUCAGAGUGUUAUUUCAGUCCUCGGGUGAUAAUGUUGUGAUCGUGGAGUCCCUAAAUAGAUUCUGUUAAAGUAUGUUGAUAGAAUAUUUAUUAAUUUAGAAUGAUGAAUUCAGCACAAUAAAUAACAGGCUUCAUUGAG
Molecule: messenger RNA, 3546 nt
Organism: Nyctereutes procyonoides (raccoon dog)
Lineage: Eukaryota; Metazoa; Chordata; Mammalia; Carnivora; Canidae
Gene: DZANK1
Product: double zinc ribbon and ankyrin repeat domains 1
Exons: 22
Coding region: 190-2436 (748 amino acids)
Biological process (GO): eye photoreceptor cell development
Molecular function (GO): protein binding
Source: RefSeq, a predicted model, not a curated record